Messenger RNA from Macrosiphum euphorbiae (potato aphid), 1401 nucleotides. Lineage: Eukaryota; Metazoa; Arthropoda; Insecta; Hemiptera; Aphididae. The record is from the annotation of a GenBank genome assembly.
AUGGCCGAUUUUGCUUCGGUUAUGCAAAAAGUGGACAAGCCGCUGCCGCCCGACGCUCGGGUGAUGGGCCUCCAGCAAGACGACCUGAGGCUGUACAAGGCCCGAUGGAUAAUUCUGGUCGUGUACAUGCUGUACUCCAUGGCCAACGCCGUGCACUGGAUACAGUACAGCAUCAUAUCCAACAUCACGGUCAAGUUCUACGGUGUGUCAAACUUCGCCAUAGACACCACUUCCACCAUAUACAUGAUCGUGUACGUGCCCCUGGUCGUACCGGCGUCCUGGGUUCUUGACCGACUGGGUCUUAAAGUGACGAUGGUGAUGGGCGCUGCCGGCACAUGUCUGGGCGCAUGGAUUAAGGUUUUUUCUGCUGUGCCGGGUCGAUUUAUGAUCACGCUAUUGGGACAAGGUUUGGUGGCGUGCUCACAAGCAUUCAUCCUGAGUUUACCGUCCAGAUUAGCAGCUGUUUGGUUUGGAUCUACCGAAGUCUCCACCGCAUGUUCUUUAGGAGUUUUUGGCAACCAGCUAGGAGCAGCACUUGGAUUUUUAAUACCACCGAUGAUAGUACAGGAUAGCGACAACUUAGAAGAAAUAGGAUAUGAUUUAUGGAAAAUGUUUAUAUCCUUUGCUAUUUUGAACACUCUAGUAUUCUUUUUAGUUAUUUGGAUUAUACAAGCCGAACCACAUAUAGCCCCAAGUAAUGCCCAAGUUGUACAAAGAAAAAAAAGAGACGACCCGGCAAUAUUACAAGACGUAUUCAUGAGCUCGGUUAAAGAACUGCUAAAAAACAAUGGAUACAUUUUAUUGCUUAUAUCUUACGGUAUUAAUGUCGGUGCAUUUUUUGCUAUAUCAACUUUGCUCAACCAAUUUAUUUUGCUCUAUUUCCCAGGUCACGAAAAAGACGUCGGACGAAUUGGCUUAACAUUAGUACUAUGUGGCCUAGGUGGUUCGAUUAUAUGUGGAUACAUUCUAGAUAAAACACAUCUCUAUAAACAGACGACUCUGAUGGUUUACGGCAGUACAUUGAUCUCGAUGUUAAUCUAUACGUUCAGCCUGUCGCACGGUCAAUCUAUUUGGAUAAUAUACAUUACGGCUUCGUUAUUGGGGCUGUUCAUGACUGGAUAUCUACCCGUCGGCUACGAGUUAGCCAUCGAAUUGACGUACCCAAUUCCGGAAGGCACGUCCAGCGGUCUAUUAAACGGCGGAACCCAACUGAUUGGCUUCAUCCUAACGUCGAUUUACAGCUGGGUGUUCAGCACCAUGGGUGAUUUGGCGGCCAACAUGAUGAUCGUCGGGUUGCUGACUUUCGGGUUCUUGUUGACAAUAUUCAUACCGACUGACCUGAAGAGGCAGGCCGCACACAAAGCGAUCGACGAGAAACAAAAAUUGGAAUUUGGACUUUGA